Molecule: messenger RNA, 2266 nt
Organism: Patiria miniata (bat star)
Lineage: Eukaryota; Metazoa; Echinodermata; Asteroidea; Valvatida; Asterinidae
Gene: tubgcp4
Product: gamma-tubulin complex component 4-like
Exons: 15
Coding region: 81-2069 (662 amino acids)
Biological process (GO): meiotic cell cycle; spindle assembly; cytoplasmic microtubule organization
Cellular component (GO): equatorial microtubule organizing center; spindle pole; centrosome
Molecular function (GO): microtubule minus-end binding; gamma-tubulin binding
Source: RefSeq, a predicted model, not a curated record
AUGUCGAGCCGCCAUUUUUAACAGCAGACGACGACCGCGAAGGAUGAUCUCAACGCUGCUAAACUUUAGAAAAUGUCAAGAUGUUGCACGAGUUGCUUCUCUCUUUGAGUGGAUACACGGGAAGCAUAUUUGUUGAAGGAGAAAAGGGUGCUAUAAAGGUCGUUCCAGAUUUACCAUUUCUCCACUGUAGUGAGGUGUACAUUCUAAACAGGCUAUGCAUACUUGGUACACACUACAAACGCUUCCGAGAAUUUAUCAAGGAAUACACUGGCUCUCCAAGUAGCUCCCUUGAAUCUGCCAAAAAUGCACCAAAAGAUCUGCUGAAGCUUAAGGAUGGGCUGUACCUACGUGCCUUCUGUGCUGGUCUGGAUGGAGUGCUGGAUCCAUACAGACAAGUGUUACUUCAGUUAGAACAAGAGAUUCUCUCUGACCCUCACCUGACACCAUGCCACAUCCAGGAGGUACUGGAGCCAUACCAGCUGCUGUUCCCAGACCUGUGGGCGGUUAUAGAGCAGAUCCAGUACCAGAGGGGCCACGGAGGCCACAUCUUACAGAUAGUGCAUCAGCACUGUAACUGUGGCAAACCAAUGGUGAAAGAUGCCUUUCAGAAGAUUCUGUUUGUAUGCCACAGCGUCAUGUAUCGUCAGGUCACAGCCUGGCUGCUUCACGGCAUGCUCCUGGACAAUCAUGGUGAAUUCUUCAUCCACAAGUCGGCCAUGGCUAGCCUGGCAGAGAGGCAGUAUGAUGACGAUGAUCUGGGCAUUGGUGGCGUGACUGGCAGGCAGAUGAGAGAAGUCAUGCAACUGAAUGAAGAAGGUAGACUCCCUGAGCGCCCCGCCCACACCCAUUUUGCCAUCAGGCCCUCCAUGCUGCCCAGCUACAUCCCAGUCCGAGUCGCUGAGAAGAUCCUGUUUGUUGGUGAAUCCGUCCAGAUGUUUGAGAAUCGGAAACAGAACAUUGCUUCCAAAUACUCAGACUCUGUGUUGGGAGACAAGGAAGACGUGUUUGCAGCUAGAUUCCAUCAGCUGAGGCAGGAACCGCUCUUCUCCAUCAAGAACUGUGAAGAUGCCAUUGAUGAGAUACGCUCCUGCGUUGCAGAGCACCUAUGGAGACUAGUGGUUGAAGAGUCAGACCUCGUAGGCCAGCUGCACACUCUCAAGGAUUUCUUUCUGCUAGGGAGAGGGGAGUUAUUCUUAGCCUUCAUUGACCACGCCCAGAACUUGCUAAAGACUCCACCCACAUCCACAACCGAACACGAUGUCAACUUGGCAUUUCGCCAAGCUGCUCACAAAGUUCUCCUUGAGGAUGACACAUCAUUAGGCCAAGUACGACUGACCGUGACGUGUAAGACUCCAGCGAAGGGAGCUGGCAAAAAAGUAGAAGCAGCCCCUCAGUCUAAAGGUAGUGGGGAUAUUGGUUGGAACUGCCUGGGCAUGACAUACAAUGUACAGUGGCCGCUGCAUACACUCUUCAAUUCAGCAGCUCUGGAGAAGUACAACACCUUGUUCUGUUUCCUACUGAGCAUCAAGCGCGUCCAGUUGGAACUCCAGCAAUGCUGGGCCCUCCAGAUGCAACGAAAGCACGCCCCUGUGGACCAAUCGGAUGCCAGCAAGUGGCGUCUGCGAUCCCACAUGGCAUUCCUGGUGGACAACUUGCAGUACUACUUGCAGGUGGAUGUUCUAGAGACCCAGUUCCAUCAGCUGAUUGAUAGGAUCAACAGUACCAGAGACUUUGAGGCUGUACGGCUGGCACACGACCAGUUCCUGACAUCACUACUUGGCCAGUGCUUUCUGCUCAUGAAACCGGUGAGCCAUUGCCUGAAUGAAAUCAUGGAGCUUUGUCACUCAUUUGCCGUCUUGCUGAUCACACACGCAGCCAGCAUGACAGACAGAGAGGUGGCUCAUAUGGACAAGUUGUCACAGGGUUUCAAUCGGCAGUCUUCUCUCCUGUUCAAGAUCCUAUCCAGCGUACGCAGUCACCACCAGGCCAGCCCUUACCUCAGCCAGCUCUUACUACGACUGGACUUCAAUAAGUACUACAGUCAGGCAGAGGGCGCUCUUGCACCGUGACAAAACCAACAGAAAUAUAAGGUUGCAAACUUUGUUGCAGUGUACAAAUGAAAAGGCUCUGUAUAUACAACAUACGUCAUCAUUAGUGACGUAAUAUUUAACAGUUGUUGACUGCUGCGAUGUGAGAUAUGACGUUUUGAACACCGGAGGUGCGCAAAGCGCCCGAGGCGAAUUUGUUAUACCUCUGUCUUGGAUUC